UGAGGGUUUUGCAGAGGGUUUUAGGGUUUCCAUUCGACGAGAAAGCCUCGAAAAAAAUGGCUUCAAUGGCAGCAAGAAGAUCCAGCAGCACAAUCGUGCGAAGCAUCUGUAGAGCCACCGCGAAAUCGACGGCAGGGAGGUCAUCAUCCUCGUCCUUCCCUUUGCGCGAUUCCAAUCUCGGUUUUCGGCAUAAUAACAACCGUAUCGCUCCGGCGAGGUUCUCGCUCCUCCGAAGAGAAUUGAGCUCCUUGAAGCCAUUGCACACAGCCAUUGCUUCAUCUUACCUUGUUUCCAAGCUUCCCACCGAAGCUACCACCUCCUCACAAGGGAGGUUUGCUAACUAUGUCAGUCCAAUCUAAUAAAGGAUGAUGCAUAAACUGACGAGGGUUCAUCUUGUUGAAUUCCUUGAAAGCUGGGUUACUUUUGAGGCUCUUUCAUUGAGAAUUUGGAAAUUUCAGAUUUCUUGACUAUAAGUGCUGAGCAGGUUUGCUUCUUUGAGUAGUUAGUAGCCUCUGCCUGCCUCUGACAUGUGUGUAAAUUUGUAACUUUUGAUAAGUCAAAUGUUGUUUUGUGUUUGUUAUACUUUGUAUAUUGUCAUUGAAAUAAUAUCAUGCGAAUUAUUUGAGAUUAAGUUUUGAUGUAAAGAUUAGAUCGCAUAUGACCAACAAACAAUAACAAUGGGACAAAUAGAAGUGUGUUAUACAUGCAAGUGAAGUAAACAUGAGAGGUCAUUCUCACUCACACUCAUCCGUGACCUGUGAUCUGUGUAGAUCAUGUUUUGUGGGGAA
Messenger RNA from Arachis stenosperma, 788 nucleotides. RefSeq lists its product as uncharacterized. The record is from RefSeq and is a predicted model, not a curated record. The transcript has 2 exons. Lineage: Eukaryota; Viridiplantae; Streptophyta; Magnoliopsida; Fabales; Fabaceae. The coding region runs from base 57 to 359 and encodes 100 amino acids.